Messenger RNA from Caenorhabditis sp. 36 PRJEB53466, 2814 nucleotides. NCBI's taxonomy places the organism in Eukaryota, Metazoa, Nematoda, Chromadorea, Rhabditida, Rhabditidae. The record is from the annotation of a GenBank genome assembly.
AUGGCUGCAGCGGCGGCGGCGGCGGCAGAAGCUCCUGCUCGGCUCGACGGAAGAUUCUGGUUGGAGGGAACACCGUACCUGGCCGAGGAGAACGUCGGAGCUGGAGCUUAUGGAGUUGUCUGUAAGGCCCUGGAUACGGUAGGUCUUUUGUUGCAGUUAUUGGCCUAUUUUUCAAUUUUAGCGCAUCAAAAAGCAAGUGGCGAUCAAAAAGAUACCGCGAGCGUUCACGGCUCACACCCUGGCCAAACGGUCCCUUCGAGAAGUUCGAAUCCUUCGGGAACUGCUCCACGAGAACAUUAUCGCCGUUUGGACAUGUUCACCGCGGAAGGAUCGCACGGAAAAGACAUUUAUCUGGUGAUGGACCUCAUGGAAACGGAUCUUCAUCAGAUUUUGCACUCGCGACAAACGCUACUCGAACAACACUUUCAAUACUUUUUCUACCAGUUGCUCAGAGGUUUGAAGGUAAAAGCGAAAAACAAAACGGUCUCAGUUUCACGUGAACCAUAAUCCACACUAUACUUCAGAGUGGUGCAUGGAAACUUUCCUCCUAGACUUUUACUGACAGCGGGCGAAUGGACGGGGAGCGCACGCGCUAACCGCUCGGCCACACAUGUCGGAGAGAAGAGAGGGGCGAAGGGGUAGACAUUAGCGGGGGGAGACGAGGAGGCACGCGAGGGCAAAUGCGAUUAUUUCGGUUUUUGCAGUACCUCCACUCGGCGGGCAUCAUUCACCGCGAUCUGAAACCCUCGAAUCUUCUACUCAAUGGCGAUUGUCUUCUGCGAAUUGCGGAUUUUGGAAUGGCGAGGGCGUGCGCCGCAGCCAGUACAGUUCGGGACGAUGCGAGUGUCGGAGGACACAUGACGGUGAGGCUUUUUUUUUGAAAAAAGUCAAAUGAGCUCUCGUGCUGCGGAUGCCGCGAAAUUUGAAUUUUACUGCAAAAAAUUCAGAUCAAAACGUUUUCCAAUGAGUUUUUUAGCGAAUUUUCACAAAAAUAUGAAAAACACGUGUUUCCGACUAAUUUUUGAAUUUAUGACCUGAAAUUUGUUGAAAACGAAAGACGAGUUGCAAUUUGUGCGAUAGAGCGCGAUUUAUUACAAUAUUUCCAGCAAUACGUGUCAACACGCUGGUAUCGAGCCCCGGAAAUACUUUUCUCGAUGGUCGAAUAUGAUACGAAGUGAGUUACUUUCCUCUCUGCUCCCUUAAAAAUAAAAUCGUUGCUUAGAGUGGACCUCUGGUCGGCCGGCUGCAUUUUCGCAGAAAUGCUGCUCCGACGGCAGCUCUUUCCGGGCAAAGACUCGGUUUCGCAAAUAAAAAUGAUCGUGUACUACCUGGGCAGUCCGGAAGAAGAGGUUCUCAGCAAGAUCACGUCGCAAGUGGUCCGCGAAUCGAUCGAUGCGUGCGGCCGCAAGACACCCCUCCCCAUGUCGGCAGUCUUUCCGAAAGCAAGUCCCGAGGCCAGGGACAUGGUCUCUUAUGUGAGUUUUUUAGGAAUUAGUUUAUAAAUGAAUGCGUCCUUCAGCUGUUACAAGUGUCUCCGUGGCGGCGGUACUCGGCCGAUCAGAUUCUGCAGCAUCCGUUCAUGGCCAGAUACCACAAUGAGCAGUACGAGCCGCUGUGCCCGCCGAGGUAUGUUUAAGCUCUAAAGACCCAAUGCUCAAACUUUUUCAUUUCAGAGUGCAAGUGGACGUCGACGCGAUCGAGCAGUUCGAAGGCGCGCAAGUGAUCGCCGGACUCGACGAAGAGGCGCGGAUCUUCGAGAUGAAACGUGGCACCAACUACGAGACGAGGUUGGCUCAGAGGGACGCCUCGGCCACGGCCCUCCGCAAAUGGGCUCCCGACAACCUGGGAGGACAAUAAUUUCUGUUUUUGUUUUGUCAUCGUUGUCGCGACGUGCUUUCUGAGUUUGUUCACUUCUAACUGCGUCCAACUCGCUAACAAAAAUGAAGUCUCGUCUUCUACUUCAGCUAAUCUUCAUGUUUGUGCUCAAAUGUGUGCCGCCAACACAUAAAAAGUCAAUUGCAGAAAAGAUCCGCCGCCGUACCUCGACGAGCACUCCAAUCAGACAUUCGAGCCCGACAAGGAGGGUCAGAUGGGUCCGCGCGAGGAUCCGACCGAUUAUCUCGGAGUGGCGAGACAAUUCGAGAAGAGUGAGGGCACUGGAGCACAUUUGAGCAGUAAUUUAUGUUUUUAGCAAGAGAAAGACAAGAUCAUGACGAUAAUUAUGAUUCGGAAGGAACGCUGACGAGCCUCUCUUCCGCCGAAACCAUAGACACUAUCAGGGAGGUCGAAAUGGACAGAAGGUGAGAAAUGGAAUUAUGAAGAGCUUGAAACUCGUUAUUUUGCCCCGUUACAGUAUGGAAAUCGAAAUCGCUUCGGAAGAUUUAGACGUUCCAAGUACAUCCGAAGACCGUGAGGACAUCUUCAAAAAUGGAAUACAAUGGCCGUUGGACGUGGCCAGCACCUCCAGUGCACCGCCCAUGUAAGUACUUGAAGCCGUCCUACUGAUGUUGUGCAUCUUUUUCAUCUUUUUCAGGUUAUCCGGUGGAAUCCCUUCUAAAAAGCCCAGAAACCAUUUGGAAAAGCGAAAUAUCGAUCGGAUCCGAGAGGGUUACAGUGAGAAACGAAGGUUCUUUCCGAAACUCAGAGACAAAAGGGCGAAUGUGAGUGAAAAUGGGCACAUUUGGAAACGAUAAUAUAACACAAUUUCAGAGUGACAGUUCCGCAAAGUUGGACGAGAACGAUCGGAUAAUUCGUCUGCGCAAAUCGCGGCAAGAGCUCAGGAAGACUAGUAAAGACGACGAUCGAGGAGUGUGA